Molecule: messenger RNA, 2682 nt
Organism: Periconia digitata
Lineage: Eukaryota; Fungi; Ascomycota; Dothideomycetes; Pleosporales; Periconiaceae
Source: the annotation of a GenBank genome assembly
CUCCACGGACUUGAGUUUCUUACCACCAGUCUUCUCUUGCGCGACAUGGCCCUGCCGCUCCCGCCCGCGUCCAACCUCCACGCCAUCCUCCUUGUCACCAAAUCGCGCUCGCUAGGCCCUCGUCUCGUAUUUCAUUAUCCACCGCUCUCACCUGCUUCGGUACUCUCGACGCAAAAGGCGCCCGCUUGGUACGGUGCCGAGACUUCGACAGGAAGCGUUGGCGACUCCAACAGCUCAAGCAGCGAGUGGGACAGCAGCACCGAGAACGAAGGCCCUGAUGAUGAUGCGGGGAGUCGCACAAGUGGUGGAAGAGGCUCGGGGAAGACCGGUAAUAGCCACAGUCAUCGUGGAGAAAAGGAUGGGAAAUUGCGCCCCGGCGUUGCUGGGGCGUGGGCCAGGCACGAGAGCAUAGACGAGGAGGACGCUGAAGCAGAAGGUGAUGGGGAGCGCAGUGAAAAAGAUAGCAACGGGAAGCACAAGGGCGGUGAUCGGGACUGGGAUACUGUAUUGGGAUUCAAGGUCGAUGCGCUGGAGAAGAUGCUUUGCCCAGAUCGAGCUUUCAACAAGAGGAAAUUCGAGCUAGGGGUGGAAAGUGUAGUGUUUGUCGGCGCACCCAUGUUCGUGAGGGAUGAUGGCUUGUGGAAAAAAAGGAAAAAGCGACGCAAGCGAUCGCCAGAGCAGAAAAGCAAAGACGGCCAGCCUGUCGCGGAUUCGACCGACGAUAGAUCCGAUGAUGAGGAAAGGGAAGAACAGAACGCAAAGCAGAAGAGGCCCCCAAUUAAAAAGAACGAGUCAUUCAUAUUUCCCCCGGGCUUUGAACCGGGCUAUGGCCACGAUAUGAUGUCCUCUGGAACACCCUCCAUCGCUCCGUCAGAAGUUGGAUCAGAUGCCAAGAGUAACUCAACCACAAACGACAAUCCUGACAUGACUAUGUUUAAUAUUGUCUUCGUGUUGAACCCGCCGGCUCUGGAGUAUCAACUUCGCGUGAAGGACAUAUAUGACAACGUCACAAAGAAAUUUGCAAAAGCUCUCAAGUACGAGCAAGCUCGGUUUCAAUACGUGUGGAGAGAGUCAAAAAGAAUUAUCGAUGCUAAGCAACGCGCAAAAGAACGCAAUGAAUCUUUGACAGGAACAUGGCAGAAGAUUAUUAGUACCUCACCCUUGGCCAAGUCUAUCACCACCUUGUUUGAAGCUGUGUCUCACGACAAGAUUGCUCACAUACAUUUCGAUGCCUCAUUCAAUUCUUCCUUCCAGAUUCCGCAGGCAGAUUCGACACCUUAUCUUCCCAACGCCCUGGAACCACAAAUGCCAGGCCUGUGGCUUACAACUUCCAACGUUGUUGCCGAUAACGAGGACGGCGCGCCAAUGACGCAACAUGCGGCUCUUCUGCUCUUAGAUGACCCCGAUAUCAUCAUCAGGGACCUUCAAAGCUCGGGCGACAAGAACUACGCGGCCAUCCUUGGUUUUUACAUAAGAAGCAUUGUCCCUACCAAAUCUCUGCUUAAGAUAUCAACAAAACAGAAGAUAUCUGCUGAAGACAUGGAGUACAUAGCCACCCAUCUUGUUUACUGGCGUCGUGCACGUCUCAUCGCGCCUUUGCAUCCACGAGAUACAUAUAUUGUAUCGCCAAAUGCCGAUCUUUCGUACUUGCAGCCAGCCACCACUGCAUAUGCAGCCCGUUUCCCCACCCUUCCAUCCCUCCCAAAAAUGUUAUCCCUUCUUUCCGGAACUCCCAAACCCUAUCGAUUCUUUAUACCAACAGCUGAACAUAAAGACGCCUACAUGGAGAUUUUGGCCUGGCUUAUGCGCGGCGGUUGGGUGACGCAACUGCGUACAUUUGCGUGGGUCCGCGUUUCACCUGAUAUCAAAGAACGCGUGGAGAAAGACAUGGCAAAGCAGGAGCUGAUUCGAAAGGCACGGGAAGAAGAGCAACGGGAAUUGGAAGCCAUGAGCGAAUCGAUACUGUCCGACAAACGAUCAAGUUUUCUUUCGGCAGGGUCAGGCAGACCGGGAACGCCACUGCGCAAGUCGAGGAGGGACAGAGAAAGAGACGGAUCAGAAGAUGGAGCCGACGUGCUCAGUCCUAGGAUAGGAGCGACAGGGUGGAGGGGUAGUCCUGCUCGCACCGCGAGCGACGCAGGGAGUGCAAGCUCAUCGCGAACUGCCAUUCUUCACAAUUCAGCACGGCCAUCCUCACCCGCACAAGCCUCCACACACUCGCGAGAUAAUAUCGCGGCUGCCGCUGCGAAUCUACCUCAUCGCCCCUCCCCUCUCCAUUUGAAAGCAACAUCUCCAUCCCGCCUCUCGUCUCAUUCUCAAACCCAACGUGAUAGCCCGCUCUCCCCUACCUCUCCCUCAACAUUAACUCCAGGUGCCCAUGCGGCCACAUCAGCAAACCCCCCUCCCUCACCACCACUUCAAUCCCCGAAAGUGUUCACCCCUACCCUCAUUCUAUCUCCGCAGAAAGCAAGCUCUAUCGAGGCACGAUGGCUUGAGGAGAUUGUAAAAGGGUUCGACGACGACGAUCUCAAAGAGCAUUGGUCUAUGCUAUUGAAGUAUUUCGACGGAAGACAUGCAAUCGAAGAUAUGUGCCAUAGGGAAGGGAUCAAAAGAGGCAGAGUAGCAGCGCUGGUGAAUGCGGUGAAGGAGAGGGGGUGGCUGGUCGUUGUUCGGCAUUGGUAG